GGACAUGAAGCCGCACGUCUUCGUCCUGCUCUGGACCUCGGUCGCCCUCUCACACCAGGACGCGGAAGCGAAGGAUGAGUGUGUGUGUGAUCUGCUCAACAUAGAGCGCUCCUUCCCUCACGAGCAGUUCGCCUCGCUGAGGAGCGCCGCCGCCACCUGCGCCAGCAAGUUGAGCCCUCAGCAGGCCGUGCAGAUGGACAGCCUGCUGCUGGGCCUGGAGCGCCGCCUGCCGCAGCUGCUGGGGGACAUGGCCACGCUGGAGGCCGAGGACGACGGCGACCUGUACGGACUGCUCAGCCUCAUCCUCAUCCACAACGAGCUGCAGGAGCUGCAGCAGCUGGUGGACCAGCUCAACAGCACCACCACGGGCAGCCAGCGCCUCAUCACCGACACCGGCCAGCAGCUGCAGGAACUGACCACGGAGCUGAAGACUCUGGAGCAGUUCGACACCGAGAAUCAGGUGAGGAGGCAGAGCGACAACGAGCGGCUGAAGAGAGACCUGGAGCAGUGCAGGAACGGCCACCUGCCGCCCACAGCGCCCCCUGCAGGCGCGGCGGCCACAUGUCCUCACGGCCACUUCUUCAACGUCUCCACCGCCAAAAUCCAGACGGCGGGGGAGUACCCAGGCUCCUACAAGGUGGGCGCGUGGGGUCGCGACCCCAGGCCCCAGGAGGGGAAGGAGAGCUGGUACUGGCUGGUCCCCAUGACCUCCAGCAACAAGUACGCCAACUACGUGCGGCAGUACUCCAGCCUGAGCUCCCUGACGGUGGGCGUCAGCAUCCCUGGAAACGUCCAGAUUCACGCCUCCAACCCAACCACCAACACCAUCCAGGGUCCCAAUGUGGUCCUGUUCGCCGGCGCCCUCUACUACAACUGCUACAACCAGGGCACCGUCUGCAGGCUGGACCUCGUCACCAAAGACAUCUCCACCGUCAGGCUGCCGGAGGACACCAGGUACAACUCCAAAGCGAACUUCUGCCACCUGGACGAGUGCUACCAACACACCGACCUGGACCUGGCCACCGAUGAGUCGGGGGUCUGGGUGGUCUACACCACCAAACAGCACUUUGGCAACAUGGUGCUGUCCAAGGUGGAGGCAGGCCAGCCGCCGGCGCUGGGCCGCACCUGGGUCACCUCCGUGUUCAAGCAGAGCGUGAGCAACACCUUCGUGGUGUGCGGUGUCCUCUACGCCACGCGCUACGUGGACAAGCACCUGGAGGAGAUCUUCUACUCGUACGACACGGCGACCGGAGCGGAGAACUUCCACGUGGGGAUCUUCAUCCAGAAGCUGUCCACCAACAUCUUCUUCCUCAACUACAGCCCCAUGGACCGGAUGCUUCACGCCUACUGCGACGGCAACAUGGUGGCCUACAGGGCUCUGUUCCAACGGGACGGGAUCCAGGAGCAGGACACCGAGGAGUUGCAGUGAGGCGAGAGGCGGAAAUAAAGUGGCAAAGAAAAACCCGUGGUCUGAGGUCAAACGUGAGCCGUGACGGAGCCAGGGAGGGAGGGAGGCGGGCGUGGAACACGUACUCUUUAUUAGUCACUGUUACACAGACAGAAUGAAACUUUACAUCUGCACAUCGGAACGACGAAGCGGCCGGAGUCUAGAGUGGCGAACACAAACAAGCUCGUCGGGAAGACUCACAAUAUGAAACCCCAAGAGAAACCAUAACAACUUAUUGCUGAAAUACAAAUCAUCAUGGCAGUAAGAGGGUGGGCCCAUCACAUGUGGGACCGGGAGGAGGAACCGGGCCCAUCGGCCCGGCGCAAACCAAAGGUAUC
Messenger RNA from Synchiropus splendidus (mandarinfish), 1785 nucleotides. RefSeq names its product olfactomedin-4-like. The coding region runs from base 5 to 1429 and encodes 474 amino acids. Gene Ontology annotation, biological process: signal transduction. The record is from RefSeq and is a predicted model, not a curated record. The transcript has 7 exons. Lineage: Eukaryota; Metazoa; Chordata; Actinopteri; Syngnathiformes; Callionymidae.